UUCAAACCUGGGAUAAAAGGAACACAAGGGAGAAAGAAGUAAUCAAUACGGGUUGCUUUAAACACCCUAAGUACCAUAUUUGUUGUCUCCGAACACCUCCAUGUCCCAUCCCGAACACAGCCGCCUUCUAUAAGCCAUGGUCCUUAACAGAACUCACGCCUAACCCCUGCCCCAGUCCAACGAUCUUAACAAAACUUUACCCUCCAACCGACAAAACACCCAAACUUACCUCUAAACGAACCCCAGAAUGGCGGCUGCCUGCUCGGGCGGAGUCUUUUAUACCCAGACGCCGCCCAACGCGCCCAAACAUGCUAGUGAAACGCCCUUGUCGCGAGACAUUGUGCGCGAGGCGUGAAUUCAUUGGCCAACCCAAAAGACAACUCGCUAGCUGAUUGGCUAUCCUUCCUUCACCUUCGCUCAGCCCCUUCCCCCCAGUACCUUCUUCCGCCUCCUUCCUGGCCUCCCCCACAAGCGCGUGACCGAAGAGCCCAGCACCUCCCUUUCCUCUGCUUCCACCACUUCCGUCCUCGAGAACACUUCUCACCCUGGUUGGUAGAACCGGGCCGGCGCAUGCGCAUUGAGAAGAUGUCGGUAGAAAUCUCCUUCAAAAUUGCUUAAAACGCAAGCUCUAAGUAUGAGAUCUAGAAGUCGUAGUGACUGGUUCGAGAAAAACGCAAUUUUGAGGCCGAAUUCGAUUGUGACGCAGUUGAAAUUGGCCUCUCCCCACAGCCCCCCCCUUUACGCUUCCGUACUGACGCAAGUGCGCGGCCGCCUCCCGCACUGCGGGCUCGCCCUUGGCCCUACCCUAGCCAGUUUCUUGGAGCAUGCGCAAUUGCCUUUCCGGCCUUUCCUGCCUUGGGCGUACGUCAAGAUGGCGGCCUCCGUAUUGCGUUCAUUGCUGAGGCGCCUUCCUAGCUUUUCGCCUUUCAGAGGUGCCUACGGAGUUCAGGUUCCCCUCCAGACUCUUUGCACCAAAGGCCCCCCUGAGGAAGAUUCUUUGUCCCCAGUUCCCAUAACCCCUUAUAAGAAUGAACCCUGGAAAUAUCUGGACUCAGAAGAAUACCAGAACCGUUAUGGCUCUCGCCCUGUCUGGGCUGACUACCGUAGAAACCACAAAGGUGGAAUACCCCCACAGCGGACUCGAAAGACAUGUAUUCGUAGAGAUAAAGUUGCUGGGAAUCCCUGCCCCAUCUGCCGGGAUCACAAGCUGCAUGUUGACUUUAGGAACGUGAAGCUCUUGGAACAGUUUGUCUGCGCCCACACAGGUGUCAUCUUCCAUGCUCCAUAUACAGGGGUCUGUAUGAAGCAACAUAAGAAGUUGACCCAGGCCAUCCAGAAAGCCAGAGAUCAUGGUCUCCUCAGUUACCACAUUCCUCAGGUUGAACCUCGGGACCUUGACUUCAGUACCUCUCAUGGAGCUGUGAGUGCUACUCCACCAGCCCCCACCCUGGUUUCAGGUGACCCCUGGUAUCCAUGGUAUGGCUGGAAACAGCCACCAGAGAGAGAGCUGUCCCGCCUUCGACGGCUCUAUCAGGGACAUCUCCGAGAAGAGAGUGGUCCCCCACCUGAGUCAAUGCCUGAGGUGCUGCUCACAACCCCAGCUGAAGCCGCCUCCACUGAGCAGGAGAAGCCCCAGAGUGCUCUGUAGACUGGGAAGGAAUUAAGAGAUAGUGCCUAGGAAUUACAUGAUGGGAUUUCACUCUGAAGAGUUGUGUCUGUAUGUGGCCAAUGGCAGGCCUAGGGCCAGAGAGAAGUAAUGAUGGCUGUUGAAGGGAAUAAAUGCUUCUGAGGCUUAGGGGAGGGCAGGACAGAUGUGUAUGGGAAACCCCAAACCCUAUAUAUUGUAAAUAGUAGAUAGGCUAAACAUUCUGUACUUGCUUCAGAUUUCUGCUAACUUGGCUUUCCCACAAUAAAGCUGUAUCUCCUGUUUCUGGA
Neomonachus schauinslandi (Hawaiian monk seal) is the source of this 1935-nucleotide messenger RNA. RefSeq names its product mitochondrial ribosomal protein S18B (gene MRPS18B). The record is from RefSeq and is a predicted model, not a curated record. The transcript has 7 exons. Gene Ontology annotation, molecular function: structural constituent of ribosome. Gene Ontology annotation, cellular component: mitochondrion; ribosome. The coding region runs from base 635 to 1648 and encodes 337 amino acids. Gene Ontology annotation, biological process: mitochondrial translation. NCBI's taxonomy places the organism in Eukaryota, Metazoa, Chordata, Mammalia, Carnivora, Phocidae.